Heterostelium album PN500 is the source of this 261-nucleotide messenger RNA. RefSeq lists its product as uncharacterized. Bases 1 to 261 code for a protein of 86 amino acids. The record is from RefSeq and is a predicted model, not a curated record. NCBI's taxonomy places the organism in Eukaryota, Evosea, Eumycetozoa, Acytosteliales, Acytosteliaceae. The transcript has 2 exons.
AUGUGGAUUCCAAUUAUUAUCCCUUUUGGUUUGACUGAUGAUGAAUGGGCUCAACUAUUUUUUAUUCCAUUUUUUAAAGUAAAGAAAGGAACACCUUUCCUUCAUUGCUCUAUGUGUGGAUGUACAGUACCUUAUGUUGAAUCCUACAAUCCUCAGAAUCAAGUAGAAGACUUAAAUUUCGAACCGUCUGGAGAGGAUCUCAAACCAAAAAAGAAACAUCAUCACUUUAGAAAAGAAAAGAAAGAAGAAGAAUUACAUUAA